AUGUUGAACCUUCUUGUGAACCUGACCCGACUCUACCUGGACAAGGCGACAUUGGUGUGGAAUGGGAAUGCAGUAUCAGGUCAGGAUGCUCUGGGCGAGUUUUUUGAGUCCUUGCCAUCCAGUGAGUUCCAAGUUCACACACUGGAUUGUCAGCCAGUUCACGAACAAGCGACACAAGGCCAGACCACACUGCUCGUGGUGACUGGUGGGACAGUCAAGUUUGAAGGGAACAAACAGCGUUUCUUCAACCAGAACUUUCUCUUAACAGCUCAGGCUUCACCCAACAAUGAGCAGCCUGUUUGGAAGAUUGCCAGUGACUGUUUCCGAUUUCAAGACUGGAAUAGCUGAGGCUCUCCUCAUCCAUAUUCUUUCUUCCCUCUGUAAUGUAUGAGCACUGUCGUAAUAAUCGUGUAAAUAAACACACGGCUGGUUUAUUUCUGUUUUUGUAAUAAAAUAAAAAUGUCAUACAACACUGAA
This is a messenger RNA of Monopterus albus (swamp eel), 477 nucleotides long. Its product is annotated as NTF2-related export protein 2-like. The coding region runs from base 1 to 348 and encodes 115 amino acids. The transcript is spliced from 5 exons. The record is from RefSeq and is a predicted model, not a curated record. Gene Ontology annotation, biological process: nucleocytoplasmic transport. NCBI's taxonomy places the organism in Eukaryota, Metazoa, Chordata, Actinopteri, Synbranchiformes, Synbranchidae.